AUGGAUAAUUCCACUCUUUAUAGCAGUGAAGAUUUGAAUUGGCUUCUUAUCAGAAACUAUAACUCGUUUUUGGUAAAACGUAAUGGCGCACAAUUUUCUUCCGAACCUAAUAAUUUGACAAACUUGCAUUCUUUCAAAUAUUCAGGACUUGCUUGUAACAAGACAAUUGGUAUAAGUCCCGCACCUGAUAAUAGAGGUGUGAUUGUAAACGCAAGAAAGAGCAAAGUUGAAUCUUUUCAGCCGGCAAAAUCUACUCACAAAGUCACCCUUUCAAAGGGUACUCGUAGAUCAGCCAAAAGUUUCACCAACACUUUUACUCGCGCUGGAUAUCGCCCUGAUUUACGCAAGGAGGCUCUAGCUCGUAUUUCGGCUAUAUAUCAAACUCAAAGACCAAUUAAG
Molecule: messenger RNA, 399 nt
Organism: Dentiscutata erythropus
Lineage: Eukaryota; Fungi; Glomeromycota; Glomeromycetes; Diversisporales; Gigasporaceae
Source: the annotation of a GenBank genome assembly